Molecule: messenger RNA, 1591 nt
Organism: Callithrix jacchus (white-tufted-ear marmoset)
Lineage: Eukaryota; Metazoa; Chordata; Mammalia; Primates; Cebidae
Gene: OXSM
Product: 3-oxoacyl-ACP synthase, mitochondrial
Biological process (GO): fatty acid biosynthetic process
Cellular component (GO): mitochondrion
Molecular function (GO): 3-oxoacyl-[acyl-carrier-protein] synthase activity
Source: RefSeq, a predicted model, not a curated record
AACCGGCGGAAAGGGAGUCGAACGUGACCCGUGCGUGGGAGCGCGCAUGAGCGUACGUGCGUGCGCGCGUGCGCGUGUGCUCCGGAGCGUCAUCGCCUAGGACGGUGGCGGCGUGUACUGCGCGAUCCCUGUUACAGGAAUGUGUUUCUGAUCAUCUGAAUCUUAAUCAUGUCCAACUGCCUGCAAAACUUCCUGAAAAUUACAAGCACUCAUCUUCUGUCUUCAAGAUUAUGCCAGCAGUUAACAAGAAGUAAAAGGAAGUUUUUCGUAACUGUGCCAAUAUCCAGAUUGCAUAGGCGAGUUGUCAUUACAGGCAUUGGCUUAGUGACUCCUCUUGGUGUUGGAACUCACCUGGUUUGGGAUCGUCUUAUGCGAGGAGAGAGUGGAAUUGUUUCACUGGUUGGUGAAGAGUAUAAGAGUCUCCCUUGCAGUGUUGCUGCUUAUGUGCCAAGAGGUUGUGAUGAAGGUCAGUUCAAUGAACAAAACUUUGUGUCCAAAUCAGAUAUCAAGUCCAUGUCUUCUCCCACCAUCAUGGCUAUGGGGGCUGCAGAAUUAGCCAUGAAGGAUUCCGGCUGGCAUCCUCAGUCAGAAGCUGAUCAAGCGGCUACUGGUGUUGCAAUUGGCAUGGGAAUGAUUCCUCUUGAAGUUGUUUCUGAAACUGCUUUGAAUUUUCAGACAAAAGGUUACAAUAAAGUUAGCCCAUUUUUUGUCCCUAAGAUUCUGGUCAACAUGGCAGCAGGCCAGGUUAGCAUUCGAUAUAAACUCAAGGGCCCCAAUCAUGCAGUGUCCACAGCCUGUACCACAGGAGCUCAUGCUGUGGGGGACUCUUUCAGAUUUGUAGCCCGUGGUGAUGCUGAUGUGAUGGUGGCUGGAGGUACAGAUUCUUGUAUUAGCCCUUUAUCUCUUGCUGGGUUUUCCAGAGCCCGGGCUCUGAGCACAAACUCAGAUCCCAAGUUGGCAUGUCGACCAUUUCAUCCAAAGAGAGAUGGUUUUGUAAUGGGAGAAGGCGCAGCUGUGCUGGUACUGGAAGAAUAUGAACAUGCUAUUCAAAGAAGAGCCCGGAUCUAUGCAGAAGUUUUGGGCUAUGGACUCUCAGGUGAUGCUGGUCACAUAACUGCCCCUGAUCCUGAAGGAGAAGGUGCCUUAAGGUGUAUGGCUGCUGCUUUAAAAGAUGCAGGUGUACAACCUGAAGAGAUAUCCUAUAUCAAUGCACAUGCUACUUCCACCCCAUUGGGAGAUGCUGCUGAAAACAAAGCUAUCAAACAUCUCUUCAAAGACCACGCAUAUGCCCUUGCAGUUUCCUCAACCAAGGGAGCAACAGGACAUCUGCUGGGAGCUGCAGGGGCGGUGGAGGCAGCUUUUACCACACUAGCUUGUUAUUAUCAAAAACUACCACCUACUCUCAACCUGGAUUGUACAGAACCAGAAUUUGAUCUCAACUAUGUUCCACUAAAGGCACAGGAUUUUUCAAGUGAGAAAAGAUUUAUUGGACUCAGCAAUUCCUUUGGUUUUGGUGGUACUAAUGCAACACUUUGUAUUGCUGGAAUGUAGAACAAAUCAUUUGUAAUUAAAUAUUGAUUUUUAAAUGUUA